Messenger RNA from Heterotrigona itama, 667 nucleotides. The record is from the annotation of a GenBank genome assembly. Lineage: Eukaryota; Metazoa; Arthropoda; Insecta; Hymenoptera; Apidae.
AUGUUCGAAUAUUUUCUAAGUCAUUGUAAAUAUAUUUGGGUAUCCACUGUUUUGGAAUCUAAUUUGCGAUUCGAGAUCCAAUACUCGAUUCAGAACGUAAUAUAUAAUUUUUCGUUUUGCUUUUUUCGCAGCGUGUAAAAAUCAGAAGCAAAAAUUAUAUUCUCAAAUCGAGCAUCGGAUCUCAAAUCACAGAUUAAAUCGGAAAAUAACGAAUACCCGAAUGUACUUAUAUACAUCGACACAUUCGGAGUCCCAAUGCAAAUUCAAAAUAAAUCGAAUGAGCCACUUUGAAUCGAUAAUUUCGGGUACCCGCGCGUCCCUAAUUAUUGCAGAGCCACGGGGCAGCGUGCGUCCGAACGUACGCGACAAGGACGUGAACGGACUGAAGAGGGACAUCCUAAUCGAUCGAAUGGCGGCUCGUGGACGUUCCAAGGACGUUGGUGGUGGCUCUGGACUGUACCACUCAGGGAUCUCCUGUCCCAGUGACAAGGUACUCCUCUCCCUUUCUCGGAGAACACGUUACGAUCGCGUUUCAGAGGGCACGAACAAGAUAGCCCCGCGUUCCUCGGGCAAGAAAUUCGAAAGGGAGGUGGUACUGGCUGCUAGGGGUCAGGAUAUCGCGUUGAGCCACUCGCUGCAGGGAUUCCCCGUACCCCUGGCAAGGUAG